AUGGAUGAAGAACUUUAUAAUGGUUUUUAUCCAAACCGGCAGAUUUAUUACUCGACGGCAUAUCCAUACAGAAGUCCGUUCGCUUUGAAUCGACCGUAUUUGGAGGAUGAUUACACCGACUACUAUCGAGAUUAUCUAACGAAGACAAAUAGUAAUUUUGCGAUCAGGGACUAUGAACGAAAAAUUAGAGUCUUCGAUUCUUCUAUCUAUUAUAUUCGUGUUCUUUCCUAUGCUCAAAUUUUCCUAGCCGGUAUUCUCCUGGUGACUGAUGUCUCAAAGAAUGUACUUCUCUGGAAUUACAUUCAAAUGAACGGCGUCAAAAUUGAAAUGCUCGCUCACGUCAUCUUCCCAAUUUUUGCUCUCAUCGUCGGUUUCAUCUGUCUGACUGCUAUUCUGAAUCCCUCGAAACCGUUGUCAAAAUGCGUUGCCAUUCUACUAUUAGUAAUUAUUGUGCCAAAUUUCAUUUUUCCAAGAUAUUCCGUUUUUAUGACAACAGCAAUAGAAUCAGUGGAAAUAAGUCAAGUAAUGGAUCGAAGUCUUUUCGGAAGAGAUGCCGAUAUGAUUAAAUCAGAAACACAUAAUCGAAUGUCGAAGAUUCUGAUGCUUUCAACGAAUCACUGGCCUCUGGGAGUGUCUGAUUUGACGAGUCUUCCAACUGAUUUCGUGCUCAUGAUGCAGUAUUUGCUAAUUGCUUAUUCCGUUUUCUCAUUGUCUCUUUUCAUUUUUUAUGUCAUUACUUUGUUUUGUUUUGUUCGUUUAUUAUCAGUUCAAUGA
Caenorhabditis remanei is the source of this 774-nucleotide messenger RNA. RefSeq lists its product as uncharacterized. The transcript has 4 exons. NCBI's taxonomy places the organism in Eukaryota, Metazoa, Nematoda, Chromadorea, Rhabditida, Rhabditidae. Bases 1 to 774 code for a protein of 257 amino acids. The record is from RefSeq and is a predicted model, not a curated record.